AUGAGUCGUUAGAAUAAACAAGAAGGAUACAUGCUGUGUUUUAAGGACUAAAAGAUAUGUUAGCACAAAUGAGUGUUAAUUUCAUAUUAAAAUGUAUUUUGUGCCACUAUAAUUUCGUUUAGAAAUAUCUUAUUCGGUAAAACAACGCCCAACGGAUAGCCACCUUGUACAGAAGACAACUCCGUAGCUAGCUUACUAGCUAGCUAGCUACUGUUUACAUUUCUGUUCAAGCAUUUACAUCGUAUCGCACUGACUGAGAUUGGAUUAUUUUAUUUCUGAAGUAUGGCAGAGUUGCACAUGGAGGCCAGCACUACUGGCAUUAUAGAACAGACCGAACACCGUGAAAUCCGUGGUUCCGUUAGGCUACCCUCGCCCACUAUUGUAAUUCCAGCACGGAGUGGUUUGGCCAGUCCAGGAGUAUCUGCAUCUAGAGCAGUAUUUGGUUUUCCGAUGAAGAGUAACCCUAGUUCCCCGUCAGAGCCCACGGAGAAGCCUGAGUCCCGGUGGGUUCGUCUUAAUGUUGGUGGAACCUACUUCGUCACAACAAAACAGACCUUGUGUCGGGAACCCAAAUCAUUCCUUUAUCGAUUAUGUCAGGAAGAUCCAGAUCUGGAUUCUGAUAAGGAUGAGACAGGGGCAUACUUGAUUGACAGAGAUCCAACAUAUUUUGGACCCAUUCUGAAUUACCUGCGGCAUGGAAAACUGAUCAUCAACAAGAACCUGGCAGAGGAGGGUGUCCUUGAGGAGGCGGAGUUCUACAACAUUGCAUCUCUCGUCAGGCUGGUGAAGGAGAGAAUACGAGAUAACGAGAACAGGACGUCUCAGGGUCCCGUGAAGCAUGUGUAUCGUGUGCUGCAGUGUCAGGAGGAGGAGCUUACACAGAUGGUCUCCACCAUGUCAGACGGCUGGAAGUUUGAGCAGCUCAUUAGCAUUGGCUCCUCCUACAACUAUGGCAGCGAGGACCAGGCAGAGUUCCUGUGCGUGGUUUCCCGGGAACUGAACAACUCUACCAAUGGCAUUGUGAUUGAACCCACUGAGAAAGCUAAGAUCCUCCAGGAGAGAGGCUCACGGAUGUAACGACAGCUGUAUGUCUGAAACCAUCUCCCAUUCCUCACCUCCUUCCCUAGUACCACCCUGCCAUCACACAACCUCCUUACCCUGCUCCACCGACACACCUCCCUUGUGCCUUCCCGCAAUGGGGGUAUUUGGCCCUUCUCCCUAUAGUGCUGCAAACUCAUCCACCUCUAGCACCACCCUCAGACAUGUCGACGGUGUCCUGCCUGAAGAGCGUGGAGGAGAAUUUGUCUGAGAAAUUGUCUGUGUGUGGAGUCAGAGACGACAUGAUUUGGGUGGUCCUGCAGGGGCCUCUCAUGUCCCGUCUGUCUUUUCAGUCCUCUUUCCUGACGCGUCUCUUUUCAACGCUAGAGCACCACCCUCGCCAACACCACAACAACACCUGACCAGGCCCAGAAUGGAAACUCCAGUCACCAGGCCUGUUAGCCGCUUCCUACAUGACCAGUAUCUCCUCAGGACUGUCACUGGUCUGAAAGGUUGAGAAAGCAGAACUCACCCAUUCCCAGUCUCUCCUUUAACACAACACACACAUCAACAAACAUAUGUGACUUAAGCAAACACAGUUAUAUCAACCAUAACAGUCUGUUCAGUAUCUGCCCUACCACACCCUGGGCCUGCAGAGUAUCAACAGGAAUUAGGCAGGGUCUCAGCAGAGGUGACAGGCAGGCUUAUGUGGAAGUUUUUGCUCUCUUUCUGUUUUGUGUUCAAGCUUUCAUGCUUGAGUGUAUUUAGGACUAGACAGAGAAGAGAAGACAUUGAUGCAGAAGUUUGGUUCACUCUGCUCACACCUGUGCACCACUGUCAGUCUAAAGAUGCCUCACCUUUCUAAUCUGCUCAGGUUGACACACUGGUCACCCUGGAAACAACGUGGCCCUGUUGGAUCGCUGUAUUCAGUACAAAAUGACAUCAUCAUAUUCAAACAGCCCAAAACACAGCCUGUGUAGGGCAUGUGAAGAUUAAAACACAUACUCGCACGCGCGCACACACACACACACACAUUUGUAUACACACAUACAUUCACACAUGCAAAUAAAUAUGUAUAUGAGUAUGUUGAAUGCAAAGCAAGUAAUGUAAUUGUUGAUAUCUGUACCAUGGUGGUCAUAUAUGUGAAUGGAAGUGAUUUAGCACGUUUGAUUCUGGGAGACCCUGAGUCUUCUGGCCCUGUUCUCACAUACACCCUCUAAUGGUCAGUUACCAGGGUGUUAAUCUCUCUGCGAAUUAUGUUUUCUGCCGCGUUUUUUUCUGUUUUUCUGUUUAUGACCGG
Messenger RNA from Chanos chanos (milkfish), 2338 nucleotides. RefSeq names its product potassium channel tetramerization domain containing 2 (gene kctd2). The transcript has 6 exons. Gene Ontology annotation, molecular function: cullin family protein binding. The record is from RefSeq and is a predicted model, not a curated record. Lineage: Eukaryota; Metazoa; Chordata; Actinopteri; Gonorynchiformes; Chanidae. Gene Ontology annotation, biological process: proteasome-mediated ubiquitin-dependent protein catabolic process; protein homooligomerization. Bases 283 to 1077 code for a protein of 264 amino acids. Gene Ontology annotation, cellular component: cytoplasm; Cul3-RING ubiquitin ligase complex.